AUGGUCAAGCUGAAAUGUCUCACCAUGAGCAAGCUGAGAGUGCCCAACCCAGGGCUGGAGCUGAGAAUACCUUCCCAUGAGGAACUGGAAAACAUCGAGGCAAGGGAGGCAGACACAAGACCCAAAUGGGACAACAAAGCACAGUACAUGCUCACCUGCAUUGGAUUCUGUGUGGGCCUGGGCAAUAUAGUUUGUGUGAUCAGCUCAGACAAUGGCUCUGGUUGUGGAGAAGGAGAGUAUGAAGGAUCUGGAACAGAAGUUCACAGAAAACAUUCCAAGUGUGGAGUUUGCAAAUAUAGAGCUGAGUGUGAUGAAGAUGCAGAAAAUGUUGGAUGUGUGUGCAACAUAGACUGUAGCGGAUACAGUUUUAACCCUGUUUGUGCAUCUGAUGGAAGUUCCUACAACAACCCCUGCUUUGUUCGAGAAGCAUCUUGUCUGAGACAGGAACAGAUUGAUAUCAGACACCUUGGCCAUUGCUCAGAAUCUGAUGACACAGGCUCAUUGGGGAAGAAGGAUGAAGGCAUGCAGUAUCGGCCAGAUGUGAAAGAUGCCAGUGAUCAAAGAGAAGACAUCUAUAUUGGAAACCACAUUCCUUGCUCUGAAAGCUUCAAUGGCUAUUGCAUCCAUGGGAAAUGUGAAUUCAUUUAUUCUACCCAGAAAGCUUCCUGCCGGUGUGAAUCUGGAUACACAGGACCACAUUGUGACAAGGCGGACUUUAGCAUACUUUAUGUUGUCCCUAGUCGGCAAAAGCUGACACAUGUCCUCAUUGCUGCAAUUAUUGGAGCUGUCCAAAUUGCCAUCAUUGUUGCCAUUGUAAUGUGCAUAACCCGGAAAUGCCCCAAAAACAACAGAGGACGACGUCAGAAGCAAAAUUUAGGCCACUUUACUUCAGACACGUCAUCCAGGAUGGUUUAGCAUGAUUUUUAUACCCACAUUGACCAUGUGAUGUACAAUUUUAUUGUCUUUUUUCCAAAAAUAAUGGAAAUAUUUAUUUCAGAGGCCUUAUUUUUUGGACUUUUUAAAGUGUAGCUGUGCUUUUGUUUUAUUCCAAAAGCAGCUGAAGCUGUGGACAGCUCUAGUAAUUUCUCAUUUUACAAUUUGGAGGAUACAGUAGUUUCAUUUUCCUAUACUGGUAUCACAUGGUUAUAACAGACUCAUGGUUUACACAUGGAAUGUAAUUUUUUUGGAGAACAGAGACAUUUCACUAGUGGUUGUAAAACAAACAAAUGGAGCCGGUCAUGUUUCCAAGUGAACCAGGCAUGACCAAAGGGCUAACGAUGUUUACAGCCUACUUUUCUUACAAGGAACUAGAAGACACUGUGUUUAAAUACCGUAGAUAUUUAAAUGUUUUUGGAAGUUAGUAAAUAAUUUUUUAGAUGCUGCCAAUUGCAUGAAUUGUGAAGAUGUGUACUUGUACGUAGCUGUAACAUAUUUAUGACAUGUACCGACUGGGUCAAAGCACCACUGUCGUCAUAAAUAUUUGACACUUUAUUUUUAAAUUGUAAAAAAAAUGAUAAUAAUAUACAUUUCAUAAUUGGAAAGAUUGCCCAGUAAAGCAGAGGCCAUUUGUGCUACACAAACAGGUCUUAGUUAGACUUGUGUGCUGCUUUUUUUU
This is a messenger RNA of Sphaerodactylus townsendi, 1615 nucleotides long. Its product is annotated as tomoregulin-1-like. Gene Ontology annotation, molecular function: protein binding. The record is from RefSeq and is a predicted model, not a curated record. Lineage: Eukaryota; Metazoa; Chordata; Lepidosauria; Squamata; Sphaerodactylidae. Bases 1 to 915 code for a protein of 304 amino acids. The transcript has 11 exons.